Molecule: messenger RNA, 2436 nt
Organism: Sclerotinia sclerotiorum 1980 UF-70
Lineage: Eukaryota; Fungi; Ascomycota; Leotiomycetes; Helotiales; Sclerotiniaceae
Exons: 5
Coding region: 1-2436 (811 amino acids)
Biological process (GO): regulation of DNA-templated transcription
Cellular component (GO): RSF complex
Source: RefSeq, a predicted model, not a curated record
AUGGUCUCUGCCAGGAAGCGUGGGAGGCAGGAGAUGGAAACCAGCGAGAUUCCACAAGAACCGAGUAUGAUCGAUCGACUUAGGAAUAUGUGGGAAUUUGCAAAUCUUGCGCAAUGGAUUUUCAUCUUUGGCAGAACUGUCAAAAUCGAUGAGAAUAUUGGAAUCGAGGAACUUGAGUUGGAAUGUUCGAAAACACACUCGACUGUUCUGCCAGAGAUUGGCCUUGCGUUAUUAAAAUUCGUCUCUUCUCAUCGAGGACUAACACCUGAGAUUUUCGAUGAAUAUACAAGAAGACAAUAUGUUGCCAAAGCACCUGAGCACAAUCCUUAUGGUACUGAGGAGGAACCCGCAAAAAUCUUGCAACAACUUACCCAAUGGGCUAUGAUCAGCCCAGAACGUAUCCGUGAGAGAAUGGAAGAGACCAAGGAUAUUGAGCAGACCUCUUGGCGCAUUGAACCUUGUGGAUGGGAUUCGGAUGAUCGCGAAUACUAUGUGCUAGAUGACAAUCGACUUUAUCGUCGUACCGAACCUCCUCCGCCACCUCCCUCAGCUCCAGCAUACAAAAAGAAUUCAAAGAAGGGCAAGGCAGCUGCAAGAGCAAGUAAACGAAGAAAGACAACAGACACAGUUGAGAGUGAAACCGAAGGAUCAGCAGAAGUUCCAAUAGAUGAAAAGAUUGAUGAUGGAUUUGGAGGAGCAAAGUGGGAAUGCAUUGCUGUUUCGUUCGAAGACUUCACUACAUUUGCGGCAUCUAUGGAGAAAACCCGGGACCCAAACGAGAAGAUUCUACGAAAACGUAUUGUUGAUGAUGUUUUACCACUACUGGAAAAACAAGAAGAAGCCCGAAAACGCAAGGAAGUCCAAAAGCAGCGCGAAUUGAUCAAUAUUGAAAAGUUAGCCACGGCAAAGAGAUCCAGCAGAAUUGCCGGCAAGAUGGAGCAACAAAAGCAAGAAGAAGAACUCAGAGAGGCUGAACGUAAGAAGCAACAGGAUUUAGCAAUGGCAAAGAAAGAACAACAGAAAUGGCUUAAGCUGGAGAAAGAAAGAGAAUCACGAAUGAUGACUAGGGAACAGCGGGUAAAGGAGAGAGAAGCACGUCGCAUUCUUCAUGAAGAAGAAUUGGCCAAUCUUUCCGAGGAUAGUAAGAAGGUGGGAUCAGGCGAAGGUCGUCUCUCUGAACGUCACCUGAAGGCCGAAAUCGAAAGAAAGAAGCAGGCGCUUGAACAACUUAACGAGGAAGAUGACUGGAUUUUUGACUGCAUCUGUGGUGCUUAUGGGCAAAUAGACGAUGGUACUCACAGCAUUGCAUGUGAGAAAUGUAACAUUUGGCAGCACAGCAAGUGCGUUGGAGUUAGUGAAGCUGAGGCUGAUCGCGAGGACUUUGAAUUUAUCUGCACUACUUGCAAACGUCGUGCCGAAGACGCGGAGAAAGCCAAAAAUCAACCACCAAUUAAGAUCAAACUCGGUCGACCGGCAUCCUCAUCUUCGCCAGUACCAUCCAAACAAAAUGGCGUCUCAAAUAUGGACAAUGAAGCUUUGCCAAAUGGUAAAUCAUCAGCACCUCCAGCCUCACCACAGAAAGCAUUACCUAAAAUGCAUCUAUUCUCUACUACAAACGGUGCACGUAAGCCAGCCCAAUCAUCAAAGAUUUCUUCACCUCAGCGUCAAACCAAUAACGGUAAUCGACCGCCACCUAUCUUACCACCGAAGUUCACCAACAGGAAUGAGCGCGCAGGUUCUCCGGUCGGUAAAACCGAUGUUAGGCAAUCCAUUGAAGUCCCUAUGGGAGGAAGUCCAUCUCUGCCACGACACAAUGGCUUAGCUAACAGUAAUCCCUUCUCUUCACCUGUUCCUCACAGCCCAACAUCUCUUCCACCUCCAAAGAACUUAACAACAAAUGGUGCUCGGUACAACCGAUCUCCUUCUAAGCAUCAAAGCUCACCAAUAUCAUCGCCAAUUCAACAAAGUUUGGAAUUGCCUAAUCUCAAAAAUAAUGGAGAUGUACCAACACAACCACUUAAUGGUCUUCAUCGAGAGCAAAAUGAUCGUCGUAGCUCAUUCAACUUUUCGUCACCGCUUACAGGGGUUCCAGUAUUGACACCAUCUCAAAAGAAUGGGCCCAUUCCAAGCUCAUCUUUUGAACAAAAUGGUCAUGCCGCUACACCAAGUGGAACUUCAAGAUUCACUAUGAUAACUGCAUCAUCUCCAGGAUUGGAUCAAGAUCCACUUGACCCAGGUCAUGCAUCAGCUUUGCCCUCUUCAAUUAGCGGAAUAUCUCCUACAAAACAUUCCCCCCCUCGUCCAGCAUCAAAUGGGACAUCAACACCCGCUAUUCUCCCUCCAAUCGCUCCAUUAUCACCAAGUCCACGAUCACAAAACCUUACUCCGCCGGUAAAGCUGUCGGGGCCACAAUUGAGUAAGAAUACUGCUCCUUGA